UAAGGUUCAUUCACACCUUCAAAAAUCUCACCCUUUCUAUAGUUUUGGUUUACUUUUCCUUGCACCCAAAAGCCUUCUCCUUCUCUUGUUCAACCUUCACACAACCACUACAUGCGUCUUUGACUACAAUUGCUUCAUCAAGUUCCAAUUUUCUUGGAUACCCACUAUUGCUAUAACUCCCUUGGUGUUGUUUGUUUUGGUGGGUAUCUCUAUUUAUUUGGUUUCAUUGUCUUUUGAGGCAAUUUUCCAUCUGGGGUGUGUUUUGUAGAAUUGUUGUUGUUGAGUUUGGUUUUGUGAGAGAGAAUGGUUGGUGCUUUAUCUGUUGUGGGUUCAUCAGUGAUGGACUCUCACACUGGUCCAUGUUUGUGUGUUGAUGCGCUUCCCACAACAAGUCUCAAUCUCAAGAGUGGUGGAGAUGUUGUGUUGUGGAAGAACUUGAUGGGAAGGAAGCACUUGACGAGGCAUGGUGGUGGAACUAUGAAGUUGAGUAGUUCAUUCACUGAUCCUGGAAGAGAGUGGAGGCUCGUUGUUAGCAAAAGUUGCAAGAAGCAGCGUAAGGAUAGGAGAGUGACCAUUGUCAAUGAACUUGGAGGCCAGUAUGAGGAUACUUUUGAUGAUGUUAAGACGCAAAUGCUCAACUAUUUCACGUACAAGGCUGUGAGGACUGUUCUUCAGCAGUUGUAUGAGAUGAAUCCUCCACAAUAUACGUGGUUCUACAACUUUGUUGCAUCAAACAAACCAGGAGAUGGGAAACGUUUUAUUCGAUCACUUGGAAAGGAGCAACAAGAGCUUGCUGAAAGAGUGAUGGUAACACGGCUUCACCUUUAUGGUAAAUGGGUGAAGAAAUGUAACCAUGCUGAGAUAUACAAAGAAAUCUCUGAUGAAAACUUGGAGUUAAUGAGGGAACGGCUCAUGGAAACAGUAAUAUGGCCCUCAGAUGACACAAACACAGAAAAGAUUGGCUGAUAAUUCAGGGGCCAUUCAUCUUACUUUUUCCUUUUCUGUUUUCAACCUCUUCCUAGUCUAGGUAUAAUUUUUGUUUCAAUUCAAUCUGUUUUGUUUCAAAAUGUGUCAUUUUCCCUUAAUAGAAUUCUCAGUUUUAUGUAAAUUAUGUAUAUAUCUGUACCUUGUUAAAUACAAAAUCCGUUAUAUAUCUGUUAAAAAGUUUGGGCAUUUGUUAAAAAUGUUUAAACCGGGAUCUAGAUCAUAAGCCAUGUCAGCUU
Abrus precatorius (Indian licorice) is the source of this 1223-nucleotide messenger RNA. Its product is annotated as chaperonin-like RbcX protein 2, chloroplastic. The transcript is spliced from 5 exons. The record is from RefSeq and is a predicted model, not a curated record. NCBI's taxonomy places the organism in Eukaryota, Viridiplantae, Streptophyta, Magnoliopsida, Fabales, Fabaceae. Gene Ontology annotation, molecular function: protein folding chaperone. Gene Ontology annotation, biological process: ribulose bisphosphate carboxylase complex assembly. Bases 304 to 966 code for a protein of 220 amino acids.